This is a messenger RNA of Juglans microcarpa x Juglans regia, 3041 nucleotides long. Its product is annotated as probable disease resistance RPP8-like protein 2. Gene Ontology annotation, biological process: defense response to other organism. Gene Ontology annotation, molecular function: ADP binding. The record is from RefSeq and is a predicted model, not a curated record. Bases 235 to 2805 code for a protein of 856 amino acids. NCBI's taxonomy places the organism in Eukaryota, Viridiplantae, Streptophyta, Magnoliopsida, Fagales, Juglandaceae. The transcript is spliced from 2 exons.
ACUUUAAUAUCUCUAGACCUCAUCAUCCAAAAUAGCCGACAUCUGGUCAGCCACAAAAUUUUUCUGCGUUGAUUUUUAGCACAAAAUAACUACCAGAGAUGAAAAACUAAUGUCAGACAGCCUGAAAGCCUCCAUGAAAAUCUCAAAGAAUACAGCGUAUUCCUGCAUAAAAUAUUUUGGUGAACUGUGAGAAUCUCCAAGCCUUUGUGUUUUCAGUGACAAGUUAGCCUAAACAUGACAGAGUACAUAGUUUCCUUGGUACUAGAUAAAAUUGCAACCCACCUCAUUGAUGAAGCUGUUGCCUUGUCAAAAGUCAGUACACAAGUUGAAUGGAUCGAAGACGAAUUGAGGCGAAUCCAAUGCUUUCUUAAAGAUGCUGAUGCAAAGCAAGAUGGUGAUGAAAGAAUUAGAAACUGGAUAGCAGACAUUCGGGAUGUUGCUUAUGACAGUGAUGAUGUUAUUGACACCUACAUCCUCAAAAUGGCACAACAGAGAAAAUUCUUGUGUUUUGACUGCCACCCUUUUAUGUUGGGCAGGUUCAUAGCUCGCCACAAGAUCAACAGGCAGAUCAAUAAGGUCAAAACUAAAAUUCAACAUAUCAAUUACAGUAGAGGAACUUAUGGAAUUGAAAAUUUAGGGAGAGGGGGAGAAGUGACAGGUCUUGCAGUUGGUAGGCUUCGGGAGAAGAGACGAUCGUCUCCUCAUGCUUGUGAAGAGGACACUGUUGGUUUGGUGGAAGACAUAAACAUGUUGGAGGCAAGAGUGAUCCAUGGGGAGUCGCGGCGAUCAGUAAUUUCAAUCAUUGGUAUGGCAGGCGUAGAAUAUAGAGUCAAGGAGAUCUUGCAAUAUUUAGGCAAAACAAUAUUGGGGCUUGGAAAAGCAGACUUUGACACAAUGAGUAACGAGGAUUUGAAGGAACUCUUGUCAAAAUUCUUGGAGGAGAGGAGGUAUAUCAUAGUGCUUGAUGAUAUUUGGAAAAUAGAAGUUUGGGAUGAUCUCAAAGCAGCCUUUCCAGAUGCAGAGAAUGGAAGUAGGAUAGUGUUAACGACCCGUUUCAAAGAUGUUGCUUUACAUGCUGAUCCAAGAAGCCCGCCACACGAGCUAUGCCUUCUUAGUGAUGAGGAUAGCUGGAAAUUGUUGUCCAAAAAGGUGUGCCUAGAAUGGAACUCCACAAGAACUUUACCUCCAUGGUCUGAAGAGCUUGGCAGGCAGAUUGUGAAAAAGUGUGGGGGCUUACCUCUUGCUAUUGUAGUAUUGGGAGGUCUCCUGUCCAGAAAAGAAGCAUCCUACAGUGAGUGGCUCAAAGUGUUGCAGAGUGUGCAUUGGCAGCUAACACAAGACCCAACUCUAUGUGCUGACAUCUUAGCAUUAAGCUAUCAUGACUUACCAUACUACUUGACACCAUGUUUUCUCUACUUGGGUCUUUUUCCUGAAGACUUUGAGAUUUCGGCCAGAAGGUUGAUCUUGUUAUGGGUCGCAGAGGGAUUUGUACAGCCAAGAGGCCAAGAACCAUUGGAAGAUGUUGCAGAGGAUUACUUGGAGGAACUAAUAGGAAGGAGUAUGAUUCAGGUUGCAGCUAGGAAAUCAAAUGGAAGAAUUAAAACAUGCAGUAUACAUGACCUUUUAAGGGAAUUUGCAAUAUCAAAAGCUAAGGAGGAUCGAUUUCUUGAAGUCAUUCAUCAGGAUGUCAAAGUUAAGUCCUUCACAAGAGGUCGUCAUCUUUCUGUACACGGCAGAGUUCCCCCUGCAUUAAAAAACACUUCAAAGGUCCGCUCCAUACUGUGCUUUGACCUUAAUGAACCCGUUUUCAGAGAAAUGAAGAAAUUCAAACUCCUGCGAGUUCUUGACUUAGAAGGCAUUCAUAUAGCUAGGCUUGACUCAGCUAUUGGAAAGCUUGUUCAUUUGAGGUAUUUGGGGUUAAGAGGUACAUGGCUAAAAACACUCCCUUCGUCAGUUUGCUAUCUCGUGAAAUUGCAGACUUUAGAUCUGAGAUCAACUUUAGUCAGUCCUAUUCCUGCUGUGGUUAUCAAACUGCAGCAACUAAGACACCUAUUUGUCAAUGAAUUUAGGGAGAUUGUGCCAAGCCCACCACCCUCUAGAACAUUUCUUGCAAAUCUCCAAACUUUACAUGGGUUGUCCAUUAAUGGGACUGAAAGUGUAGAGAAUGUUUUAAACAAGCUAACCAACCUAAGAGAACUAGGAUUGUGCGGAGAACUAGAGUUGCAAGAAAAAGCUUUAGCCAUGUGGAUUUUGAACCUGAAGGGUCUCCAUUGUUUGAAGUUGCACGCAGCAGGAAAUGCAACAGGAUUUCCUGCUGCCAUCCCAAACUUGGACUUCUCAUCUCACACUUAUCUCCACAAGCUGCGAUUAGUUGGACUUAUGAAUAAGACACAAAAGUUUCCACCAAACCUCACCGAGUUGUCCUUACAAAACUCCUUUUUGACUGAAGACCCCAUGGAAAAGCUGGAGAAGCUGCCAAACCUGAGAGUUCUGAAAUUGAAGCAGUCAUCAUAUGUUGGAAAAGAAAUGAUUUGCAGUAGCGGGGGUUUUCCACAACUGCAGAUCUUGAAACUCUCUUUUCUUUCCUCAGUAGAGAUGUGGCGAAUAGCAGAAAAGGCAAUGUGCAGUCUGAGAGAAUUAGAGAUUGUUCAAUGCAAGCGGUUGAAGAUUGUUCCAAGAGGACUAUGGCCAGUAAGUAGUCUUUGCAUUUUAAGAUUGGGAUAUAUGCCUUUUGAUAUUGAAAUGAAGGUUCAAGAACGUCAGGGUGAAAACUGGUAUAGAAUUGAGCAUACACUUCCAUUUUGAGGAAAACAUCUUUGCUAUAGCCUUGAGUCAUAUGUAUCUUAGCUUUACUAAUGUUUUGGUUUUAUCCCCAUGUUAUUGCCUUUUUCUUUUCAUGGCAAGUAAUGUUUUCAAUUACCUUAGAACAAAUAAUUAAACAGGUUGUAGGAAUCAGAUUUCUGGCAGGCAAGGAGAAAUGGGGCCACCAGAGUAAUCUUGAUCUCAUGUUCUCUUGCUCAAAGAACUGCUGCAUUUAUGGA